Messenger RNA from Lymnaea stagnalis (great pond snail), 8939 nucleotides. The record is from the annotation of a GenBank genome assembly. NCBI's taxonomy places the organism in Eukaryota, Metazoa, Mollusca, Gastropoda, Lymnaeidae.
CGAUAAUGACUACACGAUACAACAUUUCUAAUUAUAGAUAUACAGGGCUGUUGCGGAGGCUAUCGACAGAGGAAAUAUCCAGAAUAAAACAAAAUGGCAAUGAAAAGGAUUCAAAAGGUAAACUAAAUCACACAAUGGUUACGGUGAACAUGUCUUAUGAGAAAUUGGACUUACAAACUUCUUUGGCGAAAUCAUUAUUUGAUCCAGCCCCCAUAUUAUAAUUGAAGGAUACUAUCAUACUACCAUAAAAAAAAACUCUCCUAAAAAGUAUGUUUAGUUUCGACUCGAUCUGUCCACGACCUACCGCACUUCACCUUUUAUGUUCCGUUAUAAACCUUCUAUCGCUUGAAUAUGAUAUGAGCUAGGUCUCAUGGACAAUUUAUGAUUACUAUAAAGAAUAUCUGGGCCUAUCUAAAUCUUUUGAUGCAGUCUUUUAUUUAUAAAAUUGGCUUAUCUCCCCCCCCCCACUUUUUUAUUUUAAUAUUAUUAAAUAUAUAAGCCUUAAACUCAAGGAGUCAAGAGUUUUAUUAGGCCUAUGGUCUAAUUUAAAUUAUAAAUAACUGGCAAGAAGUGUGUCAUUGAUGAGCAUAUCAUUGAACCUACACUGGAUAAAGGCUGAUGUCAACCAAGUAUCCCGCAGCACACUUUCAAAAUUUCUAUAAUCGUUAUCUAAAUAUUGAAUAUUGUAAUUUGAAGUAUAAGUCAAGUAGGUAAUUUAAGUUAAUUUAACCUUUACUUUAAAUCUCAAUGGCAAUCAUGUAGGUUACGGCUGAUCACUGAUAGUAAAACUUUCCUUGUAGAUGUUAUUUUAUAUAUUAUCUUGGUGCAUCAUUUAAUAACUUAAUAAAGGGAAAGGAUUUUUUAAGAUGUCAUUUUUUGGUGGCGCUGGGGCUGUCAUUGUCUUAACACUGACGUCACCUCAGAAGAAAGAAAAAUUACAUAAUUUGAAUGAUCAUGAUAGCAAUCUCAGAAAUUAACACAUUUGUUUUGGUACAAAUUUUAAUUAAACAAAUAAAAAAAAUUCCUAUGAUUAUAUAACCUAUUCACAGCUGCAAGUAAAUUACAUCUCUACUCUGACUCUGACACUCUGUGCCAGAAGUAUUUUUCGAAUUGUUCUAAUAUCACAUAUGAUAUUUUUCUAUAACUCUUUAAUUAACAUGAAACUUCACAUGGGCAUUGGGAUAGUGAUUUGAGUGUAAAUUCAUUCAUUCAAAGGAAAUAAUUUGUAAGCAAUGGGAGAAAUUUGCACAAUUUAAAUUAUUUUCUUGCGCUUUGAGGAAUAAAUAUAUUUGUUCUGUUGCUUACAAAUGUAAAUUUAAAAAAAAAAAUUGAAAUACAUUUCCUGGAAUAAUACCAACCAAAUAUUAUUCCCAGUAGAUCCUUAGAUUAAUGAGACAGGAUAGCAAAGUGAAGGUUUUUAAUAGCAGCCUGGGCAAUCAUGCCUUGCUUCCUUUAAGACAAGAUGAGGAUACCUUGCACUGUCUUGGGGGGUGGAUAUCAGUGCAGAAGUGUCUUUCUGUGGUCCUCACUUUAUAAGUAAACAUUAAGAUUUAAGGAGGGGUCCUUACCACAUUCAUGACAUGCUGCUAAUGUCUUGAGUUUAUGAAAAAUUUAAAAAGUUAAAGAUCCAUGUAAUUAUAGUUAUAGUAUAUACAUUGUAUGACAUGCAAAGCAAUCAAAAAGAAUCUCACCACAAUCUCAGAACAUUUUUACUGUACUGUCCCAAAUGUGUAAGUAAAUUGUUAAAAAUUAAAUUUUAAAUCAAUUUAUUAUAUUUUUUCUGUAAAACGUACAUCUUCCUUUUUAAAUUCAGGAACUCCUGGACCUUGGAAGAGAUCCUCCUUGUAAUUGUUCUGCAGGACCUGUAGGAGAUGACAGUAAGUGAAAUAUUCUCAGAAAAUAUUUUAAUAUCACUAUGAUGUUAAAACUCACAUUUUAUUAUCCUUUUAACAUUUGAUUCAGAAUGUCAUUUGAAUGGUUUCACCAUUAAUUAAAUAGGGAUCAAAAUGUACAUGCGCAAAAAGAAAUACAUUUUUUUUAAAACUCUUGCAUUCUGUAUUACAUUUUUUAAUACAACUGAAGCAUACAUUCAAAGGAUAACACAUGAGGGGCUGCGUUCAAGCUGUCUAAAGAAAAUAAGUAAUGAAACAAGAUAUGUUUACAUACAAAUUAGCAUACACGUUUCCCAAGAAAAUAAAUUUUUAAGAAUAAACUUUUUUUUAAAAUUAAGCAGUAAAAAAAAAUUUUUAUUAAAUAACUGUCAACCUUUUUCACACAAAAAGUUAAUAAAUAGAUCUUAAUUGUUAAUAAAUAUUCUAUAUUUUUCUUUCAUUUCAGUAUUUCAGUGGCAAGCCACAAUAUUGGGGCCUGUGAGUAUUCCGUUUGUCUGGUAGUCACUCGUACAUCAUUUAAUAUAAAGAUUAUUCAUUUAAAAAGUUUUACAUUAAAAUUAAACUGAACUGGUAAGAUGAGCUUAUUAUGCAUAGACAGCCCAGUUUAAUCCCAUGCAAAACAUGACUGCUGUCUUCCCACUUCUGUGGUUAGGGUUUUCAUCCGGGGUUUACCUCUUCAAUACAAAUCACCUUACUGAUUGUGAAUGCAUAUUUUAAGUAGAUUUUGAAUUAUAAAAAAAAUAACUGUGUAAACAUUGAUUAGAAGUUUUCUAAUUUUCGUGAUUUUUUUAAAAAGAAAUGUUAUAACAGUUACAUUUUUGCUAAAAAUUAUAAUUUCUUGGUUUUAAAAUUAAAAUAAAUAUGCCUCAAUAUUAUUCUUUUAUUUAUUUUCUUUGCUUCAUAAUUAAAAUAAAUAGGCUUUUUUAAGAACUUUAAGAACACAUUCAAAACUUUCUUACAUUUUAUUAGUUUUAUCUUUUUUAUCUUGUAGUAAAUCUGUUGUUUUUUUAAUUUAAUUUCAGGCUGAUAGUCCUUACCAAGGUGGAGUGUUUUUCCUCACAAUUACAUUUCCUUCAGAUUAUCCCUUUAAACCACCAAAAGUAAGUUUUUUUUUCAAAUCAACUUUUUGCUUUAUGAAAAUAUUUUCCUAGUUUGAAACUACUACACAGUCUAUAUGAAAUAUACAAAGUCCUCCCUGCAUUUCUCUACACAGUCUAUAUAUCUCAGAAUUAAUGCAUAUUUUGUUUAUCCUUUCAUACUGCUGGUUGUUUCAUGUAGAAAUACACAUUUUAACUGGCUUUUGUUUGUUCCAGAACACUCUGUAUACUGUCACAUUUAAGGGUCAUAUUUUUACAGAUUUGACAACUGUAAGACGUAAAUGUGUGAAAGAAAAUACAGUGUUCUUUUUUUUGGCACAGUGUAAUAUUACAUUAUCUAAUGCAUGUCCACAAUAAUGGAGGCUGGUAAACCAUCAACCUUUCUUUAGAAAAAAAUAUUGUAAAUCUAAGUCUUUGUUCGAAAUGAAAUUAUUUUUAAAAACUAAGUUGAAUUCGCUUUAUCAAUUCUGUUUCUGGGUCAUAAUAAUUUUUGGCUCAGAAACAGACACUGAUAACAUGUUAAUGAUUUACUUAAAACUACUAGCUGUAUCAAAGAAAAGUCACCUCAAAUAUCAAUAUUUCCCAAUUUAGUCAUUUAAUUCCUGUCAUCGAAUAAAGGAUUAAAAAAGGAGUGGGGAAGGGAGUUGGAUAGGGUAACAGUAUGAAAAAUAAAUAGCUGAAAUUAUACUAUUGCUAUAAAACAAAAUACACAACUGAUAUGCUGUAAUCAAAACGCCUAAAACCUCUUUCUGAAACCUACUGUUGUUUGAAUGUAAUAUUAAAAAUUAGGUAGUGAAGGUUUAGAGUAAUUAUAUCUUAAAUUUUUAAUGAUAAUCUUUUGGUGCAUUUAGAUGAACUAAUGAACUUGAGUUCUGAAAUAAGUAUUGGAAUGUGCUUAUCAAAGUCAAUAAUCAUGAAGAUCACAGGGUUACAAAAUUGUUGCAUUGUAGUACAAAAAUUAAAAUAAAAUAAUUCAUUAUUUUUUUCAACAAAAAAAAUGGAACAUCUUUUAACUGUUUGAAAUAUAUAAUUUUAUAUAUAUUAUAUUUCAAACAGUUAAAAGAUGUUCCAUUUUUAUAUAUAUAUUAUAUAUAUAUAUGCAUCUUGUCAACAUUUUAUUUUUGUUAAUUAAAUUUAUUAUUCAAAUUAUUCAAAUACAGAAUUCCUAUUUUACAGGUCGCUUUCUCUACAAAAAUCUAUCACCCAAAUAUAAACAGUAAUGGCAGCAUUUGUUUAGAUAUUCUAAGAAGCCAAUGGUCACCUGCCCUAACCAUAUCAAAAGGUAAGCAAUUUUAUCAGUUUACUACUUCAAAAAAAAAAUGAUAUAACAGUGCUCAUAGAAAGAUUCCAAAAGUAUAAUUAAUCGUCAUUAACAUUUUAUGCUGUGCCCCUGAAAUUUCAGUCAUCUUACAUUUGUUGUUGUUUUAGAUGAAUAAACCUUAUUGCUGCAGUUUUGAGGGAUUGUUAUGCAUGGAGAAAAUUAUUACGUCUGUAGUUUUUAAAGUGUAAAAAUAUAUUUACAUAUAUUAUAUAUACCAACUAUUCUGCUUAAUUUUUGCAGUGCUGCUGUCCAUCUGUUCAUUACUGACAGACCCCAACCCAGAUGACCCAUUGGUUCCAGAAAUUGCCAGAAUGUUCAAGACCAACCGUACAGAAUACAACAGAUUAGCCAAAGAAUGGACAGCCAAGUAUGCAGAGUGAUGUAUAGCAGCAGCAUUGUUCUAUAACAUGCUGCUGCAGGGAAGACACUUUUUUAUGUCACGUUGAUACAAAUAAUUUAAGUUUCUAAUCAUUGAGGGGAGUGGGUGGGGGGCUGCCAAUAUUAGUUUUGAACUAUACAUUAGAUUUAUCCAUUGCAAUGGAAAGUGAAUGAUCAGAGGAUUAACUCUUAUGAUUUAAAUUUUAAGUGAUGUCAUGUGUAAAGAAAGUUUUUAACUGUACUGCUUAUUUUUAUGAAGAGUUAAAAAAAUAUUGUGAUUUAAAAAAAAUAAAUAUAUUAUUAAACCACAUGUUCUCAGCACCAUAAGACCAUGCUUAGAUGCACACACAGUGCAGAAAAUCUGAUUUAGCCAUGAGAAAAUAUUACAACUUAUUUACUUUACUUACUUAGUAAUCCAGUAAAACAAGCCAUUUCUUUUGGCCAUGGGAUUGUCUGCACUCUUGUUUUAACAAUUAAUUAGUAAAACAAACACCCUUUCUUAUGGUAUGGGAGUUUAUCAACAGUUGAAAUUGUUUUAUAUAAAGUGUUAUUUUCUCAUGCAACGCAGGCCUUAGGUAAACUUUCGCCCUGUGCAAAGCACUCUUUCGGCGCCCCCUUCCCUGUCUCUGUAUGGCUCUGUUCUUUUUUGCACCCUGGAAAGCUUUUUGUUCCCCAUAUUCUUUCUGCUGAAAUAAUUGUAAGAGGGGCAUGGAAAUACGGUAUUAAUAAAUUAAUUUCCACGCCUUUUCGGUUGGUUCCAACCCCAGUGUUAGGAUCUAAAACUUAUAUAAAAAGCGAUUGUAUGAAAAGUUUCUCAACCCCGGACCCGAGGUUCACACUUCACUAUAAUAAACUAAGGGAAGUUACAUAUUUACCUGGGGCGCCUUGUGCCAGGGCACAGGUCACACACCCAAAAGGCCGGCAUUGACUCUGCUUGUAAAUAUUUAGGUAUUAGUAUUAUUAAAAAAAAAAAAUUUUAAUUUAGUAGUCUGUUUUCUAAAUUAUUUAAUGCCAAUUAAAUUUUGGAGAAUAAGUUAAUAACAUCUUAAAUGGAUUUUUUUAUAAAGUAGUUUGUACAAAAGAAAAAUUAGUGGUGAAAAUGUCAGACAAGUUUUCUCUUCUCUGUUAGUUAUUUUUUUAAGGGGAGUAAGUUGUAAGUUAAGAAUUGACUGUCACCUAAACCAAAAUGUAAAAAAAUUGGAUGAUGUUUUAAAAUAAUCCCUCCAUGACUCAUGACAGGCAACAGAAAAUUGUAUUUCAGUGUUAGGCUUAUCUUAUUCCCCCAUUAAAUAUUUCAUUUCUUCAUUAUUUUUUUUUUCCCUGGUUGAUUUCCUUAUCUGCAGGUGUGUGUGGAUCGUUUCUAUGGUCAUGUUGAAACACAUUUUUUUUUUAAUAAGCAGAAAAGAAGUUGUAAAAGAAACCCAUUUAUCUUCAGUUAAUUUGAGAUUGUCAGCCUGAAUAAUAAUACAUUGAAUCAUUCAGUCAGACUUUCUCUUCAAUUUUUAAUUUAGGUUACUUUAUUUCUGGUCCUUACUUUCUGGUUUCUUAAGAUGUUUCUGUUUCUAGUGUGGCUGAAAACUUUGUUGUUAAAUGUGACGCCCAUAUUACAUUGACAGGCUGUAUACAAUUGAAGAUCAGUUAUUCUGAGAUUUGAAAGAUAAUUUAAUACUGUCGACAGUGAAAAUGUUGGUUUUGUAAUAUUUUUUUUUAAAAUGUAUCCGUUGGCAAGUUGUACUCAAAGUAAACUUUGCAGCAAACAUAAAACUUAUCAGUACACUAGUGAGUGAUAACGUUUUGCUUUGGUUUCCAGAAUUAAUGGUGGCUACAUUAUUUCCUAUCUUGCAAUCUGUACUAAUGCAUGUAUGUGCAGAUAAAAAUUGAGAUGGAUACAAUAUUAUUUGCAAUAUUUUCUCUUAAUAUGAAUACAGAACACACAAAAAUGGAAGCCAGGUUCAUCAAUUGUGGGUAUAUUUGGAGAGAACAAACUAAUGUGACUUUUUGAAUAUUUGUUCCUCAUUUUUGUAACACACCAUAGUCCACUUCAUUAGUCCAAAUUAAAAAAGUAAUGCUAAAUACCGUACCUUUGUAAAAAAAAAAAAAAAAUUUUUAAACCACAGUGGAAAUAAUAUUCAUUUUAUCCCUAAUAACAAUCAGCUGUUUGAUUUUACCUUUUUAAGUAUGUAUCUUAACUGCCAUAAACAAAUUUCUCUCCAACUUUCGGGUUGUUAGUCCCUCUAUUGUUAUUUAAAGUAAAUGCUUUUUUCCAAUGAUCAUUUUAUUUGUGAUAUCAUUUUAAACUUCCUUUUGUUGUUUAGUAAUUUUAGCAAAUCAAUUAAAACUAAAUCGAUGCAUAGAUUUUUACAAAAUAAUCUGUUUCUGUGUUUGUAGUUGGUUUAUACCGUUCAUCUAACCUGUCGCCUCUCUUCUCUUACCGGGGGACAUUUACUGCAUGUAGUUUUUUUCACCAUCAGUUGUUUCAUUUUUCUUGAUCAUCACAGCAAUUACUGGUCUCAUGCUUGUGUCAUGCAAGCCAGUGUCUAACUGAUGACGACUGAAUCCAAACUUUCAAGUUAUUACGACUUGUAACUAUCUCAUAUUUUUUUUUUCUUUUUAAAAUAUUUUUAAGGAAAUAAAAUUCCUUAGUACUGGUAGCUUAAAGCUAGUCUAGCUUGACCAGUGGUCUCCAAACUUUCUGGUUGCCCUAUUUUGCUUUAUUUUAAAAGAUAGGCGCCCACUCCAUAAAAAAAAAUUGAUAUAAAUAUUUUGUUUUAUCUUACGCGCCCCACAGAUUAACUAAUGCACCCUGGGGGUGACCACAUUGAUUAUUGGAGACCACUGGUUUAGAUCAUUCAGCAACAGAAGAUUGCCUCGAAGGCGUAACAACAUUUUUAAAGUAAAAAUAACAUCUCAGGGGAACGUAAUUUUAAAAAAAAAUUAGAUAUGAAAAUGCCCAAUGGAAAAUUUUCUUAUGGAACAAAUGUGACAUUGGUUUACACCAAAUUUUUUGUUAGAGUGAUAUAUAUUUUGUCUCUUCUCCGGUUGCUUUUAUUAUAUAAAGUUUUUCAAGUGCUAAGUCAUUCUAAUUUAAAAUUUUAUUGAAUGUUUUUAUAAAAGCACAGUCUACAUACAUUGUGCUUUGAUGUACACUGAAACACGUACAUGUUUUUCUUUGUACAAAAAAAAAUAUAAGAUAAGGGUUCACUUUUUAAUCUGGAGCAGGGGUGGGGGGGGGGGGGUGCUACUGCUAUGCACAUCUAGGCAUUGGUCUUAUGUAUAAAUCUCAAAGUCCUCUUAAAUGGUAUGCAGUCAUUUUUUGGUAAAUUUUUAAUUUUUUGAACCAAUUGGUGGGGGGGGGGGGGGGGGGGGGGGGGGGGGUGCUACUGCUAUGCACAUCUAGGCAUUGGUCUUAUGUAUAAAUCUCAAAGUCCUCUUAAAUGGUAUGCAGUCAUUUGUUUGUAAAUUUGUCAUUUUUUGAACCAAUUGGGACAUCCAGAUACUGGUACAUGAGGAAAUGGGUGGGACUUUAGAAAACUUGAAGUGGCACAUUAUGGUUUUCUUUCCUUGAUACACUGGAUUCACCAAAAAUACAUGUAUCUAUUCUUGCAAGUUGGUGACAUAGAGCGUUCUCUAGCUAGAAAUAUUUACUAUUUACUCUUGAAAAUUUGGUGAUAUGGAGUAUUCCCUAGCUAUAAAUAUAUACUAAUUACUCUAUCUUAUCUUGGUCAGCAGUUGCUGUAAACAUUUGGCAUUAAGGACCACCUACCUUCUGUAUAGAUAGGUACAUGUAUUUUUUUAAGAUUAUAUUUUAAUACAAAGCAAGACAGUGUCACUUGUGUACCACUAUAACUGACAUUGCUUGUAUUUUUACAACAGCACUCUUUUUUUUUCUUUUUAAUUUAAAAAAAAAAUUGUUUAAGACUCAUCCUGCUUGUCUUUUGUAAAUAGUACAUAAUUGAUUUUAUGUUGUCAUGGGAGACAGGAAGCUAGAUACAGAUGAUCAUGUUUUCUAUGAGGAAAUUAUCACUUGUGGGUGGGUCAGAGCAAAGAAUUCAAUUAAAUUCAAUUCUAGAUUAGUAGUGUGUGGGGGGGAGGGUUGAAAAUUAAGGUCUAGCUGGUUUUAAAAUUUGUAUUUAUUCCAACUGAUUAAAUUAUCCAACCAAAUUUGACUCAACCAUUGUAAUUUUUUUCAUGCUGAUGUGUGUAAGUCUUCAUGAUUCUGUAAAAGUCAAUAAAAAUGUACAUAACAGUUAA